Molecule: messenger RNA, 1863 nt
Organism: Diospyros lotus (date-plum)
Lineage: Eukaryota; Viridiplantae; Streptophyta; Magnoliopsida; Ericales; Ebenaceae
Product: aminoaldehyde dehydrogenase 2, peroxisomal
Exons: 15
Coding region: 125-1627 (500 amino acids)
Molecular function (GO): oxidoreductase activity, acting on the aldehyde or oxo group of donors, NAD or NADP as acceptor
Source: RefSeq, a predicted model, not a curated record
UGAGAUUUCAGUAAUAAUUGAUUGAAAAUGCAGCCGAGAGCAAUUGACAAAGCCCCGAAGUGGAGUAAAGAGUAAGCCAAGAACAGUAUAAGGGCAAACCGACGUUCACAGAUAGAGAGGGGAUAUGGCGAUUCCGCAUCGUCAGCUGUUCAUUGACGGCAAGUGGAGAGAACCUGUCAAGAAGAAACGCAUUCCCGUCGUCAAUCCUGCUACCGAAGAAAGCAUAGGGGAUAUUCCUGCUGCUACAGAAGAAGAUGUGGACAUUGCCGUAGAUUCUGCUCGCAGAGCCCUUGCCCGAAAUAAAGGGAAAGAUUGGGCAUCAGCCUCUGGGGCACAUAGGGCUAAGUAUUUGCGUGCUAUAGCUGCCAAGAUAACAGAACUGAAGUCUGAACUAGCUAAACUGGAAGCUAUUGAUUGCGGAAAACCCCUGGAGGAAGCUGCAUGGGAUAUGGAUGACGUGGCUGGAUGUUUUGAGUACUAUGCAGACAUUGCUGAAGGCUUGGAUGCAAAGCAAAAGGCUCCUGUGUCUCUUCCAAUGGAGACAUUCAAGUCUCAUGUUUUAAAGGAACCAAUUGGUGUUGUUGGACUUAUCACUCCAUGGAAUUACCCUCUAUUGAUGGCUACAUGGAAAGUUGCCCCUGCCCUGGCUGCUGGUUGUGCUGCAAUUCUCAAGCCGUCUGAGUUGGCAUCAGUUACUUGCUUGGAGUUGGCUGAAGUUUGUAGAGAGGUGGGUCUUCCUCCAGGUGUCCUUAAUAUUCUGACUGGAUUAGGCCCAGAAGCUGGUGCACCCCUGGCAUCUCAUCCGCACGUUGACAAGAUUGCAUUUACUGGAAGUACAACCACUGGCAGCAAGAUCAUGAUGGCUGCAGCACAAAUUGUCAAGCCAGUCACACUUGAACUUGGUGGGAAAAGCCCCAUUCUCGUCUUUGAGGAUGUGGACCUUGAUAAAGCUGCUGAAUGGAUAAUGUUUGGUUGCUUUUGGACAAAUGGUCAGAUUUGUAGUGCAACCUCUCGCCUGGUAGUGCAAGAAAGCAUAGCUACAGAACUUUUGGACAGACUUGCGAAGUGGUGCAAAAGCAUUAAAAUAUCAGACCCUUUGGAAGAAGGCUGCCGGCUUGGCCCUGUUGUUAGUGCAGGUCAGUAUGAGAAGAUAAUGGAGCUCAUCUCGACAGCUAGGAAUGAAGGUGCAACUAUCUUGUGUGGCGGGGUUCGUCCUCAGCACUUGAAGAAAGGUUACUUUGUUGAGCCAACCAUCAUAAGCGACGUAACCACCUCUAUGCAAAUUUGGAGAGAGGAAGUCUUUGGACCUGUUCUGUGUGUUAAAACAUUUAGCACUGAAGAUGAAGCCAUUGCACUGGCAAAUGACACCCAUUAUGGCCUAGCUGCUGCUGUGAUAUCCAAAGAUCUGGAAAGGUGUGAGCGGAUGACAAAGGCUCUCGAAGCAGGCAUUGUCUGGGUAAACUGUUCACAGCCUUGCUUUUGUCAAGCUCCAUGGGGAGGCAAGAAGCGCAGUGGUUUUGGGCGUGAAUUAGGAGAAUGGGGGCUUGAUAACUACUUGAGCGUGAAGCAGGUAACCCAGUACGUAUCUGAUGAGCCAUGGGGUUGGUAUCCAAGGCCAAAGCUUUGAAGAUUUCUCUAGGACAGGAGAAUUGCGAUUGUACACACUACCAAUCCAAACAAGGUUUUAAGAUUUUCAUAAGCAGGCUAUGAUGCUUUAUUUCCUCACAGUUUAUUAAUCUAAGCAUUAGAUCUACUUAAUUAGGUGGACUAUAUAAAGUUGCUCCUUCCAUCUUUGAAUAUUGUGCAGCUUCUAAACAGAUUGUUCCUCUUGAAUUUAAUAAGAGCGGAAAAAGAUUGCCCGAA